AUGAAUAUAAACAAUCGGAAAGUCUCUGUUGAGGUCUCCAGCCUUCCACAUAAGUGUGUCCAAGUGCCUAAGGAAACAUUCGCACCUGAUGUGUUAUUCGCUCUCGUGAACGAGGACAUCCAGGAAUGUCCGGACAGUGCUACUAACGUCCGGUUUGCAUUCAUUGCGCAUAAACUUGACAGCCAAGGUGACACGGUUGUUGCGCUGGAGUCUGUCGUCCAUCAAUCUUUCUUAGGCCUUGACCGCAACACCAGGCGUCUUGUGUUAAAACAUGCGCGCGGCCCGGAAGGUCUCUCCCAGGACUAUCAUUUCACACUGAGACCGGAAGCUCUGCCGAUUGAUGAGAGUGAUCUUCUCAUCACAUGGGUCCAGCAGCUCGCGAUCAUCACCGGUAUGGAGGAAAACGAUAUGUUGUCCGACCUGGUUGAUAUUGCUGGGAAACGUUCCAACCUGGAUGAUACAAAAAUCAAGGAGCGAAUUCAGGCAAUGGUGGAUGAUCGCACUAUUGAGACCGCCCUACAAUUCCUUGGUGAGCAGUUUAGUGAAGGCAAUACACCAAGACAGAUUAACGCCCAAAGUUUGAUGUGUAUCUCGAAGCUCUUAUCAAUAAUGUCUGACUGUGUCUACUUGCGAGACCAAGAGUAUAUUGAUGACAUACGAGAAAAAAUGAAUGCGUCACAAGAGGCAAAACAUAACGUGGAUGAGUACGAGAAUAUGGGAACCCUAAACGCCUCGAAGGACCUGGUGUCGACUAUUAAUAAUAUUCAAAACGAAUGCGUGGAUGAAGGCCUGGCAGACAAGAUGGGACUCAAGUAUUUGUUCCUUUCCAAUAUUGCUGGAGGAGAAAGACUAGAAACAGACGGACCAAUCUGUGGUACAUUCUAUAAUGACAGCGACAAUCCUUUUAUUGUUGUCGUCUUCAAGGGUACGAGUAGUAAAUCUGACUGGGCAGCUAACCUCAAGUAUGCUCUAACACCCGGGAAAAACGAAACUUCGUUGCAAGGUUCUUUGCAUUCAGGCUUUCUUAAUGGAUUGUUCAAACCAAUGCCAAUUGAUAUGAUCACAAUUCAACUCAAUAGGCUGGUGCAAAGCCUGAACAAGAAGUACCCUGGCAAGAAAGUUCAGAUCUGGGUAACUGGCCAUUCUCUAGGAGGCGCGUAUGCAACCGUUCUGUGGUCAUCCUUACUAGAGAUCCCGAAGAUUCGAAACUCGACGCUUCGCGACCUCAUAACUUUCGGAGCGCCUCGGGUUGGAAGUCUAGAAUAUGCUAAAUGGGUCAAGGGUAUCAAGGAGAGAAGGAAUAUAUGGCGAUUCGUCAAUGGGAGGGACAUCGUUCCUAAAGUUCCUUGGCGAGGCCGCCUGUUAGGGGACUACUACCACGUCGGUUCCCGCGUCGCAAUUGCGGCAAAGGAAAGAUGGCGUUUACAGAAAUGGGAAACGGAUUCUAAUGAGGAAUACCCUAUACCUAACGCAGAGGAAGCCGCGGGAUUUUCUACCAAAAUAUGGAACUCUGUGGUUGGUUAUAUAGCACGGAAGACUCGCCUUAUUUUCACGCCUCAUGCUAUGUUUUUGGAUCAUUUUCUCGAAAACUAUUGGGAAGCGUUGAAGGACGCGCCCGACGAAGUUUGGCCGCCUCCUGAAGUUGCAGGUGAAGAGACCGGGGUAGAUUGA
Molecule: messenger RNA, 1671 nt
Organism: Aspergillus steynii IBT 23096
Lineage: Eukaryota; Fungi; Ascomycota; Eurotiomycetes; Eurotiales; Aspergillaceae
Product: lipase family protein
Exons: 10
Coding region: 1-1671 (556 amino acids)
Biological process (GO): lipid metabolic process
Source: RefSeq, a predicted model, not a curated record